AUGUUACCUCCAAACGAGACUUCCGUCGACGACGUUGAGCGCGGAAAGACACUGUCAAUGUCUUCGUCAACCAACAGAUUCUCUAGUACCUUUACAUCUCCCGAGGCACCAAAUACAACGUAUUUCGCCAGCAUACUCAAGAAAGAGCGACAGGGCACUCUGCCGGUUUAUGAGCAUGAGGAAAAACGCGCGAGCUUAAUAUCGAACAAGCCGCACUUUGAUGUAUUCAAGUACAGGCAAGACUUGGCAGCGAGCGCCGCGAAAAGGAGGAGAAAGUUCAACUUGAUUGCUGCGGUGGUUGUUGCGUUUGCGUUGUUAGCCUGCGCUGUCACUUUCGGCAAAAUCGUUCUGUACACACUUUACAAGCGUAUCGAAGCUCUCGGUUGGGCUGCUUGGGCAUACCUCAGCCUAGACACGUCAAAUUAUUAUGUAUGA
Colletotrichum truncatum is the source of this 435-nucleotide messenger RNA. RefSeq lists its product as uncharacterized. NCBI's taxonomy places the organism in Eukaryota, Fungi, Ascomycota, Sordariomycetes, Glomerellales, Glomerellaceae. The record is from RefSeq and is a predicted model, not a curated record.